Podospora pseudopauciseta is the source of this 5716-nucleotide messenger RNA. RefSeq lists its product as uncharacterized. The record is from RefSeq and is a predicted model, not a curated record. NCBI's taxonomy places the organism in Eukaryota, Fungi, Ascomycota, Sordariomycetes, Sordariales, Podosporaceae. Gene Ontology annotation, cellular component: plasma membrane. Gene Ontology annotation, molecular function: transmembrane transporter activity. Gene Ontology annotation, biological process: transmembrane transport.
CUCCAAUUCCAUCCCAAUGCAACAACAGAUCAUUACAGCGACCAACACCAGAGGCGCGCCCCCGUGUCAGUCACCCCUUUCCCCGUGAACUUGUUGUCGGAUAGCCGAAGGGCCACAACGUCCACCUUCGGCUCAGCUUGAUGCAGUUGGUGGAGGACUCCCUCAGGACCGGCAGCAACCGCCUUGGCCUGGACAACCCCAGCCAUCACCACAAUACCUACUCUGGAAUUCAGGCCGCGAAUGUGUCGCACAAACUCGACAAUGCUUUUGCCAGUGUUGACCACCGAGUCGACCAGCAGUACCGUCUCGAGCCCCAACAAGUGACGCGCUUCGACGUCUUCUGGCCUUUUGGCAUGGAGAAAAAUUGGCAAGCGGAAGCACAUCACUGAUACCGAAUGCCAUGGGCUCGCCCCCGCGCAUAAGGGGCACAAUCGCUGUCUUCUUCUCGUUCUUUACGCGAUGGCCAAGUGUCUGAUGCCCCUGAACGUGCGGAAUCUCGUACUCCUCAGUGCCAACGACAUCCGGCAAUAGCUCUGUUGCAAGAUACCGCCCCACGAGUCGAUGUGCCUCCCGCAGUGCCGGCCCCGAAACUCUUGCGUCACGCGUGGCUGUUGUCAGAAGCUUGGCAGCAGCUCUGCCUGUGGCAUGAACGAUGUGGUGUUCGGCAGUUGGCUGACGUCGGUGGUCACGUUGACGGGAUAUUUCGAAAAGAAAUUCGGAGCUCUCGAUAUUGACAAGGGGAAGUCUUUCAACAUCCAGGCGCGGUGCUGCAGUCUCUGGUAGCAAGACUUGUCGCGGACAAAAGUUACCCGAGUCGAUGGCCUGGAGCAAGUGCGUUUCCAUGCUUCUGCUCUGCACAUAUUGCUCUCCUACCACUACAAUAGCCUCGUCCGCUGCGCGCAACAUGGGAAUGUCCAAAGGGCUAUCUCCAAAGGCCCACACAUAGAGGCCAUACAUGUUUUGCAACCGCUCAACCAGCGACGCCUUGACUUGGGCUGUGACCACAAACCCGUCCGAAAUGCGCCCUCCGCCAAUGACUUUGACUGUCCCCAUCAACCCGUGAUUGUCCAGGACGAUCUCCCAAACACGCCGCAGACCGCACGUUACCACCACUGCUGAGACAUUCCUCUUGCGCUCAGCUGUUUGCAGCAGGGAAACCAUUGCUGGAUGCAUCUUUACCAGGGACGCUAUGUUCCGGCAAACCCCCUCAAAGACCUGCUCAUCGGAGUAUUGUUCAUAGAGCAAUGUUGCCUGGCGAAAGGCUGUGUACGAGUAUCCCAGCUGGCUGCUGAAGAGCGUGGUCAAAGGAUCUUCGCACUUUCCUUCCAACGAGCUCGGAUCGAGUAGAUUCUUCUUCAGCAUCACCUCCCAAAAAAGCUUGCCCGUAUCCUGAGUAGCCAAUGUUUUAUCGGCAUCCAAUACCAGCAUUGUGCACGGCUGCUUGCAAUCCAUCGUGAAGCCCGACCUGAGGCUGAUGCUGUCUAGGCGAUUCUGCACAAGCCGUAGGUUGUGUUGGGAGCAAUGGUGCUGAAAGUCCAGAAGAAGGUUGAUUAUCCUCACCGACAGAGCCCCCCUUUCUGCUUCAGACAACGCAAUGAACAGGAUGCCGCUGCUACGACACAGCCGCUGGAGCUCCCUCUUUUCCGUUUUGGCCCAGUCGUCCAAGCGAGCCGGAGUUAUUGUGGGCCGCUCUCUCCCCUUGUCGUCUUGACGGCGCAGCGAAACGAUAUCUGCCGCCGUGUCGAGGUAGAUGACGUGGGUAUAGGUUUCGAGGUCGGCCUUGGUGCAGACCCUAUGGUACUGCUGGUCUUUCUCGGACCAAAACAUAAAAUGACCGGCAACAACGGCAACCUUUUGGUUCUUGGUGGCCUCAUUUGCAAUGGCAUUGAUCGCAAGUUCACGAUAGCGCGCUUUCUCGUCCUGGCUGGCCUGGUGGAAAGCGGCAAGGCCUCCUGGAAGCAGAGAGGCAAUAGCUUGGGAGCCUUCAUGAAAGCUGAAUUGCUCCUCGCCCAGCCUGUUCUUCAACUCGACUAGCAUGGACGACUUGCCACAGCCAGGGAUGCCGUACACACCGACCACGACUGGUUUGCUGGCUUGAAGAGAGUUUUUGGGUCCUGAAUAUGGAGUCGCCAUCGUGUCGGUGUCAAUAUCACUUUGCUGCUGCUUGGAAACAACGGUGGCGAGCUGGAACGAUGAGAAUAUGCGUUUAACAUCUCUAUCUUUUCCUUGCCGGUGACGCCAACAUAUACUCGUGUGUCCAUUCCCUCCCGUUCCCUCCCUUCCAGUCUCAGUUUGACUCGGCCUCUCGUGAUGGUUGUAGGCCUCACUGCUUCCGCUCAGCAAACACUCGGAUUCAGGUUGCACAAGUUGAGGCCUACCAUGACAGCCCUGGUGCGCAUUCUCGCACAUGCGUGUCUCCGGUGCUUUCUUUCGUCAUGUUCAUUCACCGCUCCCACCUCUUGUUGAAUCAUAUCACCAUCCUGGCUCACGUCACUAUCCAAAGCUGGAUAUGCACAGCGCAAACACGGGACAGGCUGAGACGAUGCACUGGGGAACAAAUUUUUGGCCAUGAAGCUUCAUUACGAUUCGUCAAGGUUUCAUUCGUGUCAUAUUAUACAUUAACCCACCCGGCUGGGCUGCCCCUGUCCGGCAACCUCACGGGUAUCAAAAUAUACAAGGAUCACUCCGUCCGCGUUAUUCAGAGGAGGGCGACCAUGGCCAAGGGGAGAGCGGCACCGACGAGGCCGGCGGUGAGGCCGGCGGCGCCAGAGCCGGGAGCGCUGGUCUCGGCAGGGGCGGCAUCGUCGGUCGUGGUAGGGGUGGCAGCAGGACCAGCGCUGGACGAAGCAGAGUCGGUGGGGAGCUCCAGGGUGCCGCCGCCGAUGGUGGUGCUCAUGGGAGCAACCUCGUCGCACAUGGAGAUGACAGAGGGAAGGACCUCAGCUGCGGAGAGAUUGAUGGUCAGCAAGCACUCAGAGCCAAACAGGGCGGUAAAACAUACCGACAGCAACGUCCUGACCGCAGGCAACCAUGACGCAGGCAACGCUGGCAUCGUAGAUGGCACGGUAGUUUUCGAGAAUGCAGAAGCACUCGAGCUCGGUGUCGUCCUUGCAGGUGGUGGCGCUCUUGCGGGCGUCGCUGAGGCACUUGAGCGAGCACUCGGGAACGUAGUCACCGAGGGUGGUGUGGUCGUGACCCUCGUGGGCAACAACACCGGCAACGGCGGCAGCGAGGAGAGCGGUGAUGUACUUCAUUUUGGCAGAAGGAUGGGUCUCGACGGUUGCUGAGUAGGUAGUAGCUGGUGGGAGGCAGAGAACAACAAGAUCAGGGCGGGCGAUCGCUUUCCCCCGAGCUCAGCUCUUGCAGAGCUCUUUAUAGGGUGACAUCGAAUGGGGUGGGUAGCCUCGGUUCCUGGUGGGCGGGUGUGUCUGCAACGGAGGCCCUGCUGGGCGGCGACAAGGGCUGUCCGGUCUCGCAUCGCAGUGCAGAGCUUGCGGCGCUAUCGCCAAUAGCCCCGUCGAGGCCGUGCAUGCAUGGGCCUUGGCAAUCAGAUGAUCAGAUAAUGGAGAUUAGAUCGAACCCCUGUCUGUUGGCCGUGGCCAAUUUUUUUUCUUCGAAUCGGGAUGCAGAAUUUGCCGGGCUCGACCCCUCUCUCGUCCUCGUCCCGGUGAAGGACGGGCUUGGGGGUGGGUGACUGUGGAACCAGGUCGCCCCAUCCGCCCGCCGAGGAUCCGGAAAUUCUCGCAAGCUGGUUUUGGGAGUGUGUGAUGUGGGAGUGUGGGAGUGUGAUAGUGUGGGAGUGUGCAUGGCUGCGAUUGAUGGGUCUGUUUGGGUGGUAGAGAGGUGCAAAAGGGAAUUAACUCGUUAAUAAAACAUCACCCACGUCUCUCGCCUGUUUUGCUGCUUGCCUUGCUGUGUUCCGUCUUGCCAUUCUUGGCAUAUAUCGUUUCUUCCUCUGUCACCACCGUCCACUGCCGCAGCCAUGGCCACGGAGAAGCAGCCAGCCAGCUUGUCGGCGGAUGAGGGCGUUAGUCCCGUCGUCGAAGAGAGAGGACACAGCUCUGCGGACCUAGAGAAAGACGCCAUCUCCAGCGAUGCUCAGGCUGGUGUGCAAGCCAUCGAGGCCGCGCAGCUCGUCUGGCCAAAGUCGCACCUCAUUGGAGCCUAUGUCUUCAUCUGGCUCAUCUACUUUGUCACGUCGCUGCAGGAGGUGUGCGCCAGGGCGUACAGCCCCUUCGUUACCAGCACCUUCUCUUCACACAGUCUGACUCCCGUGGUGUACAUUGUCUCAAGCAUUCUUGGUGGCGUCUCCAAGCUGCCCCUGGCCAAGAUUCUUGACAUUUGGGGUCGGCCGCAGGGCAUGGCUCUCAUGCUCCUCAUCUGGACGAUUGGCUUCGUCAUGAUGGCUGCGUGCAAGAAUGUUACGCAGUACGCGGCCGCCUAUGUGUUUUCCACCGUUGGUGCGCAGGGCAUCAGCUACUGCAUCACCGUCUUCGUUUCCGACACGACCAGCUUGAAGAACAGAGGUCUGAUGCUCGCCUACGCCACCUCCCCCUACAUUGUGACGACCUGGGCCGGCGGUCCCAUCGCCGACAGAUUCAUCAUGAACGGAGGUCCUGGCUGGAGAUGGGGCAUGGGCAUGUGGGCCAUCGUCACGCCUGUGAUUGUCACCCCCUUGAUUCUCAUCUUUAUUUACAACCAGCACCGUGCUGAAAAGAUGGGUCUCAUCCAGCCGCGCCAGUUUGGAAAGAUUACCUUUACCCGCGUCAAGGAGGCUGUGAUUCAGAUGGAUCUCCUCGGCAUCUUUAUCCUCGGCGUCGGUCUCUCCAUGUUCCUUGUUCCCAUUGCCAUCUACAAGUAUCAAGCCGACGAAUGGCGCUCACCGCUCAUCAUCUGCCUUCUCAUCUUUGGCGGUCUCCUCGUGGCCGGCUUUGUUGCCUAUGAGAAGUGGCUCGCCCCUGUCAACUUUGUCCCUGCCCACCUCCUCCGCCACCCCAACGUUCUCCUGGCCGGCAUCAUGCUCACCCUCAUCUUUGCCAGCGCCAUGGUCUGGGGCAACUUCUUCUCGUCCAUGUGCAUGGUCGCCUGGAACACCACCGUGACCGAGGCCACGUACAUCUCCAACAUUUACCGCACCGGCAUGUGCUUCGCCUCCAUCCCCCUCGGAUGGGCCAUUCGAAAGACUCGUCGCUUCAAGUGGGUUGCCGUCUACUACUCGCUGCCGCUAAUGCUCCUCGGCAUCGGCCUGAUGAUUGAGUUCCGCCGCCCCGACGUCAACAUUGGCUACAUUGUCAUGACGCAAAUCUUUGCUUCGUUUGCCGCCGGGCCCUUGGUUGUCGCAUCCGAGCUCGCCAUGAUGAGCCAGGUCACCCACAACCAGAUGGCUGCCAUCCUCGCCAUCCUGGACCUCUUUGGUAGUGUAGGCACGGCAGUUGGCUCCACUGUUGCGUCGGCCGUUUGGACCAACGUGUUCCCCGGGGCCAUCCGGGACAGGCUUCCCCAGCUGACCGACAUGCAAGUCACCAGCAUCUCUGGAAGCAUGUACACGCAGCUCGGCUACCGCAAAGGCACACCCAUCCGUCUCGGCAUCUCAUGGGCCUAUCACGACGCGCAGCAAGUCUUGUUGAUUAUUAGCAUGGUUAUGAUAGGCUGCGGCUGGAUAUUGACAUGGUUCUGGAAGAACACCAGGUUGUCAGACAAGCAGUCCCAGCAGUAG